Ruditapes philippinarum (Manila clam) is the source of this 2683-nucleotide messenger RNA. Its product is annotated as protein starmaker-like. Gene Ontology annotation, cellular component: nucleus. The record is from RefSeq and is a predicted model, not a curated record. The transcript is spliced from 9 exons. The coding region runs from base 206 to 1423 and encodes 405 amino acids. Lineage: Eukaryota; Metazoa; Mollusca; Bivalvia; Venerida; Veneridae.
CUGAAACAGGCAAUAGGGCAAAUUGAUAAAAUUCGCAUUUCACCAAGCUGAUAAAGCCAUGUUCUCUAGGUACAUCGCAUUUCAAUAUCUUUACUCAGAUUGAAACAGAUCUCGAAGGUUGUAUCUAAUUCGAUCAGUUCAUUAGUGGAUUGCAUAAACACAAAUUUGAAAAAAGGAAACACGGGAUCGCGAUCGUUUAGAAAGCAUGGCAGACAGUAGACGACGUCAAGUCAAGCGUCAAAAUAGAAUGUCCUCAGAAAGUGGUAACAAGAAGAGGAAGCUUACAUCAUCAAACAGGUCAACACUAGAAAUUAGCGAUAGUGACGAGGAUAUUAUCGACAAAGAGAAGAAUAGGAACGGUAAUAUAAAAGAUUUUUAUAACGAUGAUGAUCGUGAGAAGUCGGAUGAUGCCGAUAAUGAAGAUGGCGAGGGGGAUAAUGAUGAUCGUGAGAAGUCGGAUGAUGCCGAUAAUGAAGAUGACGAGGAGGAUUAUGAUGAUCGUGAGAAGUCGGAUGAUGCCGAUAAUGAAGAUGACGAGGAGGAUAAUGAUGAUCGUGAGAAGUCGGAUGAUGCCGAUAAUGAAGAUGACGAGGAGGAUAAUGAUGAUCGAGAGAAGUCGGAUGAUGACGAUAAUGAAGAUGACGAGGAGGAUAAUGAUGAUCGAGAGAAGUCGGAUGAUGCCGAUAAUGUAGAUGACGAUGAGGAUAAUGAUGACGAGAAGUCGGAUGAUUCCGAUAAGCUUCUAAAACGUUAUAUUUUAUGGCAUGCUAUGAGAGCAGGUAGAAAACCAUUAAAGAAAUAUCCGGCUGAAAACGAAUCGAAGUCUAAGUUGGACAGUGUACUUCAUGAUUUAAUGGACAUCUGCGAGAGUCGAGCAUGGGACCCUGACUUCAGGAAGGACAUAAAGAGAUAUCCAGUGUAUGAAUUUGAAAAACGUCCGAAAGAGGAGGCAAAUAUGUUCAAGAGAAAACGAUCAUCCAGGAACACAGGGCCACCAGAGUGUGGCAAUUGUCAGGUAUGCAUACGUCCAUGGUCAUAUAUAGUUACACUAGAAGGAGCACCGUAUCACAGAGAUUCUUAUAGAGAGAAAAUCAAUAAAAAUGGCACAUCAAAUGUACACUCAGGGCCUGUCGAGUAUUACAUGGGAAGUGCGUGCUUUAAAAGGACCUUGCUAUUUCAUGACAUCUGCCAUUUUGGGUUUCAUCUUUAUAGACAAUGCAAGAAAUUGAUUAAGAGGAUGGGUGAGAACAAAGUUAAAGAAGUGGCUAAUGAUAAAGACUUGUUCAUUAAGAUGUCUUCCAAAUUGAAGAGGUUAGAGCAGGACACACGAAAACUAAAAGCGAAAAACAUGUACUCGUGGAGACAUCCGAUUUACCCAUGGAGACAUUCGAUUUUCGGCCUUUCAUCGACUGAAACUCUGUAGUGAAUAUAAUCCUGACGCUGACAUUUGUUUGUGUAUAUAUAUAACGAUUUUAGUUGUCGCAAUAUGUCUGAGAAACGAAAUUAUUUUCAUUCUGAAUAAAUGUCAAACAUUAAUUUCACAAACUUUAAAUUACGUUGCAUGCUUAUUCAUGGCCUGAAGAAAGUAGCACUGAAUGCGAAUAGAAAUUAAAUGUAAUUUAAAUUGUAUUUUGAGUUCCAUUCAAACUACCAAUCAUUAUAUUAAUGUACUAAUUGGCAAAAGCAACAGUUGCAAAAGAUGGUUCAGGUAACUGGCCAACGUAUAAAGUUCUGGAAAUUAUAAAAGGAAAAUUAAAAAAAAGAUUUUCAGAAAUAAAAAUAAAAGCUAGCAUAUCGGAGAGAUAAUUGGCCGUUUUUUUACACUUGGGGACCAUAUGCCGCUUUUCAUGGAAUGGCACUAAUGUGUCACAUUGAAGGUUCCAUGAUAACUUUCAUAUAAACACAUCUGCGGAUGUUUCAAUAUUCCAAAUUUUUCAGAUCAUGUUAAAUGUAAAACACUGCUUAAUCCGGCGCCAGGGGGCGUAUACGGUAACUUGCACAUUCUAUUUUCGUCCAUGAACAGGACUAAUCAAACCGAGCGUCCAACAUUGUCAAUGUUUUCGUUUUUAUACGUUUUUAAGGAUUCUUUAUUUCUCUCUGUUUUUUUUAAAAAAAUCACGUUACUACAUUUAAAUAACUUAUGAUUUCCCAUACCUUUAUUUUAUGCAUUCAUUAUUGUCUCAUUAUUUUUAUUUGUUAAUUUUUUAAACCUUUAAUUAGUUACUGAAACAUAAAUUGCUUAAAGCAGAACAAUAUUUAUUUGAAAACCACACAACUAAUAUAGAGAUAAAUAAGAAUCCCUAAAACAUGCCUAAACGGUAAAAUUGAAAAUGUUGCAGGCUGUUUUGAAUUAGCCUGUACAUGGACGGUACUGUCUUGUUCAAACUAUCGUCCACAUCCCCUAACACUGGCUUACGCAGAAUUCAACAUUUAAACAUGAAAAUGGUGAAUGUUUUAUCUUAGAAACCUUUUCAGAUGUGUUCUUAAAGCGGUUAUCAUGGAACCUUGAAUGUGGCACAUUUUAGUCUGACUUUAGAAGGGGGUUCACUGCGCUAUUUUUUUUAACUGGCACAUAUCUAAGAUUCCGAGUGUGGUUACAUAUUUUUUACGGAUAACCCUUACGGCGUUUUUGACCAUUUGUAUUGUUUUAGUCGAUGUCAUUAAAACUUAUCUGAGAAAAUUA